This is a messenger RNA of Leptopilina heterotoma, 4811 nucleotides long. Its product is annotated as tetratricopeptide repeat protein 14 homolog. Gene Ontology annotation, molecular function: protein binding. Bases 212 to 4033 code for a protein of 1273 amino acids. The transcript is spliced from 14 exons. The record is from RefSeq and is a predicted model, not a curated record. Lineage: Eukaryota; Metazoa; Arthropoda; Insecta; Hymenoptera; Figitidae.
ACUGAAAUUUUAGUAGUCGUUUCGUUGCUCAACGCAGUUUGACACGACUUUAACUCUGAGUUCUCUCAAUACGUAUAAUGUAGUGAAUAAAAAAAAACGCAAUUAUUUGAUCGCCAAAGUGUGAUCCCAGUCUAAUUUAUCUUUACGUUUUUAAAAUCAACGGAACGUAAUUGUAAAAUUCAAGUAUUACAGGUUAGGUUGUUCAGCGGAAAUGGAGUCAAUGGAUGCUCGUCUCGUAGCGCAAGCCUUAAACUACCAUGGUCAACAGUUGCAGAAAGUUUGGGAAAGCGAGCGCAACGAUAAUGAGCUUGUAAUGCUUAACCUCAAAGAACCGAGUUUUGAAAUUUAUCAACAGAGACAAAAAACUCUCAGCUUUAGUGACAGAGGAAAGAGGCUUAAACUUCAACAGUUUAUUGCUAAAAAGGCGGACUCACUUUAUGAUAAAACAAACUUAGAAACUACUGCUGAGCCAAUAAAGCAACAACUUGGUGAUGAAGAGUUUUAUGCGACUAUGCCAGGACUUGACUCGUUCGUCACAAUGGAAAAAUCACAACGUAUUCGCAACUUUCUAGAGAGUUUGGUUGUGGGAGAUGUUAUUUAUGCCCAGGUAAUGGGAAAAAGUGCUGCUGGACUUCUUCUAAAGAUUCUUUGCAACUGUAGUGAUUGUCCAAGAGUAGUUCCUGAUCUUGGUGUUAAGGCCUUGAUUUUGAAUACGGCCACAGUGCCGGCGGUGGACAAGAAAGGUGUGACACGAGGGUACAUGGCCAAUGAUCUGGUGUGCGUCUGUGUGAGUGAAGUAAACGUUGAAGCUGAACGUGUAGUUGCAGUCAUGAACGUUACCCCUCGCGAGGGUCAGGCUCCACACCCACCUAUGGGUCUUAUCCAUACCGAUGACCUUCCCGAUGCUUACAAGAAAGCAAUGGACAACAAAGGGCAGAGUUUUGAAUCAAUCAUGGAUAAUAGCUCUGGAUUCAACAAUCCCAACAACAUUAAAUACCUUUGCGACUUGAUGUCAUUGGGUCAAGAAAAUUAUUCGAACAUGGUUGGCCUUAGGGAGAAAUUUACGCCAAAUGAAUAUGGAAGCGAACUGAGACAAGCGCAAGCAAGUAAAUGGGCUUUCCGCAGUGUCGCGGAGGGAAUUGAUCAUUUUAAAGCGGGAAGACACUCUGAAGCUUUCCAAUGUCUCAAUAAAGCGUUGGUGGUUGAUCCACGAAACGUUGAAGGAUUGGUGGCUCGUGGUGCCUUAUAUGCGAAUAGUGGAAGUUUCAAGAAAGCAAUUGACGAUUUUGAAACAGCACUGAAAUUAAAUCAAACGCAUGCAAAUGCUCGUAAAUAUAUGGCUGAGACACUUGUUGCAUUGGGUCGUAGUUUUGAGGAUGAGAAAAAGUUUGAUGAUGCUCAAAAAGCCUAUGAAAAUUGUUUAGCAAUUGCCCCCUAUCAUGAGGAAGCAAGAAAUUCAAUCGAAUACAUUAAAAAGAGAACACUUGGUUCUGGCGCAUUAAAUCCUUUAGAGACAUUCAAAUCAUUUGAAGCUGAAAAUGAAAUUCCCGAUGGUAAGAAAGAAAAGAAGAAACGCAAAAAAGAAAGGAAAUCUAGAUCCAAAAAAAGACAGAGAUGGAGUUCAAGUUCAAGUUCUUCGUCAAGUGGUUCUUCAAGUUCAUCGAGUUCAGAUUCAAGCAGUUCUUCCUCAUCUGGUAGUUCAGCUUCAAGAUCACCAUCUCAUAAAAAGAAGCAUAAGAAAGAUCGUGGUUCAUUAUCGCCAUUGAGUAAACGAAUGGCUCAAUAUAAUAAUCCACCAGCGGCGAGUACUUCGUUACAUGAAUUAGUCGCACCAAUUACAACUGGAUCGCGAAGUGGAUUAGAUGGAUAUGAAAUGAAAAUACGCAAUUUUCUUGUUCAAACAAAGGACGAUUCUGAUUAUGAAGAAAAGGUAAGGAAAUUCCUAGCCGAAACUGACAGAUGGAAGACAGAAAGAGGAAGAGAGAAGAAGCAUUCAGAGAGUGAAAAGUCAAAGAAAAAGAAAAAGAAGGAAAAGAAAACUAAAGAUAAAGAUAAGGAGGAGAAAAAGAAUCGUAAAAAGAAGAAGAAGGAGGAGCGUAAGAAACGUAAGAGCAGCAAAGAUAAAAUGGAAAGAGAUUUAGAAGUUUUGAAAAAGUCUUCCUUGCCAGAUCUGGAACAAUUGGAGUCUAAGCUUAGUGCUUAUUAUGCUAAAGUUGAGAAGGAGACGGCAGUUUUAAAGAGGUACGUAGCACACUUUAAUGACAUGCCUUCCCCUCUUAGCAACGCAGAAAAGCUUGCUGAAAGUUCUCGAAGAGAAGAAGAAUUUCGACGAGAACGCGAAAGGGAAAGAGAAGAAUCAGUCAAAGCCUAUCACGAAAGAGAGUCCCGUGUGCCAUUAACGUCCCAACAGCGAAAAGGUAACACUUUUUCAGAAAUUCAACGAAAACCACUUAAUGACAUCUUUGAACAAGAAUCACAGUUAAUUCAUCCAGAGCCAAAGAUGCCUUCCUUGGACACAGCAGCUUUGAAUGCAAAAUGGAAAGCUGCUCAAGCUGCUAGGCAAAAAGAAGUGCAUAUGCAGAAAUGGCAGGAUUCGUCAGAGAAGAAAAUGCGAGUUGAUAGCGAUGAGGACGGUGAUAAUGAGAUGGAGGAGAAACUUCAGCGGCAAGCAUUAGAAAAAUUGAAUAUUCGAAAACAACAACGUGAGCUCGCUGAGAAAAGAGCAUCACAAUCACAAAUACCAUCGCCACCAAUGCCAAAAGAGCCACCACCCAAGACACCUGUAAAAUAUCCUUCACAACAAAUGCAAAAUAAAUUCCAGUCCUUGGGUACUCCUCAAAGUAACGCAAACAAAUCAUCCAACAAUCUCGGUGGUAAAUUCCAACCCAUCGGUCAAGGUAGUAACAGUAACCAACCGCCAGAGCCUCCAAGCAAACCCCCUGGAAGUAAGUCUCACAGUGCCUCGAAAGGUCCUUUGACUGAUUCCGAAAGUGACUCCGAACGAAGAGGAUCGCCCAGGAAGCGUGACUCAAGUGGAAGAACAGUGCCAAGAAGAAUGAGUCGCGAUCGACCGCCAAAACGAUCCAGAAGUCGAUCACGAUCUGGCUCCAGCAGUGGAUCGUCCAGAUCACGAUCGGGCCGACGCUCCAGAUCAAGAUCCUAUUCAAACAGAUCAAGAAGAUCGGGAAGCUACGAGAGAAAGUACAGUCGCUCACCUUCCGGCACAUACAGUCGAUCGCGAUCACGAUCACGUUCACGAUCCUAUUCCAGAAGUCGCAGUCGCAGCCGAUCCGGCGAACGCAGGUACUACCGCAACAGACAAUUCCGACCCUAUAACAACAAUCGUGGAACUUACUACAAACCAAGAUUCCAAAAUUACAACAACCAAAACCAUCGCGGUGGUCAAAACUUCCAAAACAGAAAUCGCUUCUACAACAAUCAACAGAAUAAUCGCUACAAUAAUAAUCGACGAGGUUUCCAACACAGAUACAAUAAUUACAAUAACCAAAAUAAUCGCGGUCGAGGUGGACAAAAUAAUAAUCGUGGUGGUCGAUACUUUCACAAUAAUAGACAAGGUUUCCGAGAUUUCCGCGACAGACGAGACUUCCGCGAUCGUCGCGCCUACUCACGGGACAAAUACAGCGACAGAAGCUUCUCACCCGAUCCAAUGAGAAAAGUCGACGAAGCAAAGGAGAAGAUCAAUAAGAUUCUCGAGAGUGGAGACGACACUGCAAAUCGCCAAUCAACUGGACCACAGCAACCACCACCACCACAACAACAACAACAGCAACAACAACAACAACCUCCGCCACCCAACAAGAGGCAGGAAGGCCCUCUCAGCGAAGGCGAAGAACGCGACGACGAUGACUACGAGAGGUGGGGCGAGACCGAGGCGGCCGACACUACAAACAAGAGCGAGGAGGCUGUACCUGGUGAGGAAAAUCUGGAAGGCAAGGAUACUUUUAUUGAACGCAUGAAGCAGAGAAGCAAGAACGUUUUAAUUCAGAGAGCCAUCGCAGCAAAGAUUUGGUGAUUCGUUUCACUAUCAUCACAUAAAACUUGUUUAUCGCUCUGAAGCUGCCAAUUAUUGGUACGUUUUUUCUCUGUUCUCAGUUUACAAAGACCGUUAAUUUCAGUGUCUAUUUUUGCACUCCUACGGCCAAGAAAGAUUCGCGAUAAUCUUUUCAAAUUUUUUUAAAAAUAUAUUUAAGUUGAAAAUUUUCGAAUUUUCUCUCGUUUUUGAAAAUAAUUGUUUCGUUAACAAUAUAAAGAAAAAAAUUCUGUAUGCAUAAUUGUAUAGUACCAUUUUAGAUAUUAGAUAUAUCUUUCUGGGAAUUCAUAUCGUCGUCACCUAUAAUUGAUUUAUUGAAACAAUGGGAGAUAUUUUCUAUAUUUUUUUCUAUAUUUUACUUUUUAAAGUUGUUUUUUUUUGCUUUUUUUAAUUGUUGUAAUUUCAAAAAAUACGCGCUGUUAUCCUUGCGUGUGGCUUAUCGAAUUUAUCCUCAUCAUAGAAUUACGAGAGUAAUUCUAUAAGUAAAAAAAAUAAAAAACAACAAUUAAUAAAAUUAUACUUUUGUCUUCAAUCUUUAUAGUGUGCAAAAAAGGAAUUUUUUGCAAAUUACUUAUUUUUUGAGAUAAUUGAGAAACUAAAAAUGUGUACAAUAUUUUUAAAAAUAGACGUGUACAAAAAAAAAAAUUAUGUUCGAUUAUAAAAGUGAAAAUUUGUCGAAUUUAAAAGAAGGAAAUCUUACUAGCUGACACGUUUAAUAAUUUAAGAUUUCUAUUAAUUAUUGAUGCUUCUUUUACAAAAA